Fonsecaea nubica is the source of this 12825-nucleotide messenger RNA. RefSeq lists its product as hypothetical. Bases 1 to 12825 code for a protein of 4274 amino acids. The record is from RefSeq and is a predicted model, not a curated record. Lineage: Eukaryota; Fungi; Ascomycota; Eurotiomycetes; Chaetothyriales; Herpotrichiellaceae. Gene Ontology annotation, molecular function: ubiquitin-protein transferase activity. Gene Ontology annotation, biological process: proteasome-mediated ubiquitin-dependent protein catabolic process; ribosome biogenesis; protein polyubiquitination. Gene Ontology annotation, cellular component: ribonucleoprotein complex. The transcript is spliced from 8 exons.
AUGGGGAAGGUUACGAGGAAGCCGCAGGAGAAGCACAAGGCGUCGUUGUCCCCUGCGGUAACAGAUCUGGUCAAGCAGGUUUCAACAGUGCCCUUGGUCGACCUUCCAGGUGUCUUGGCUGCCUGGUCGCCGAGAUGGCCUUAUCCCCGUGGCGAUCUCAACAACUGGAUCGAACCUCUCGACCGGUUUGACAGCAUCCUCCAGUCCUUCAACUCGAGAUAUGGCUUGGACAAAGGCCCUCAGACAAUACCCUUUAACUCAUCACUGUUACUCGAGGGGAGCCCUGGGGUCGAUGAGCAGGGUUUGAAAGAGAGAGGAUUUGGUCCAGAGGGUGAUAGAGAACUGGUCGAAUCGGUUCUGGCCUUUUCGAAACUUCUGGUUGAAAAAUGUGCAAACCGCGCAGUCUACAAUAGCACAGACCGCUUGAAUGACUUGUUACAUACCACAUCGCUCUCCCUACUGCACAGCACUCUGCAAAUCACCUUCUUCCUAGCGCAGCGGUACGGAGGCAUUCGCCCCUCUUCUCAUGGGCCAAAAUUUUAUGAUUUUGAUUAUGAGCGUAUCGAGAGACUGGCUUCGCCUUUCGGGCCACUUCCAGCGAAUGCUAAACGUGGACCACCAUCUCCAGUCAAGACCAAGUCCAAAGAGAAAGUUCAGCACAACGGCGGCAAACCGAGGCGUGGCUCCACUGCAUUCAAUCCAAACGACUUUCGUGCCCUCUGCAAGGAAUCCCCACAGCAUGGCGACCGCGGGAAAUCUUCAUCAGCCGGACUUGAUCGAGAUUGGUCUGCAUGGGCUCACCACGUCAGAGUCUGGUGGGAAACCUCAGGCUCCGAACCCGAGGCUGCCUCUGUUGAAGCCUCGCAAUCGUUAGAAACCUCACCCACCCCGACACGCAGCCGACCAUUGUCGACGGGCCCCGGCACAGCGAGUACCAACGGCUCUUCCAAUGACAUUGGCAGUAGUAGAAUUGUCCAUGCACAAGGUGAAAAAGAGAAGAGCGUGAAGAUACUCGAAUUCUCUCCCUCGGAUCUGUCAGCCACCACUAUCGAGACGAUCUUGCACAACCACCUGGCUGACGAUAUGCCGCCCAAGGUUCGAUACGAGCUGCUGCACCAGCUUCGUGUUGCCUAUGCUUUGAUCACCUCGUCGAGUAGUCGCAAGGGGCUGUUAGCAGUGCGGCUCUUGUCCAUCGCUAGUCUGGCCAAUGUCUUUAGCGAACCGGACCUCACUCAGAAACUGUUCUCGGAGGAGAAACCUCAGGAAUUCAUCCAGCAAGUUGUGGGUCUUCUUCACGACACAAAAAAGUCCCACCCUAGUGUGCCCAUCUAUCUUCAAACUCUGGCCAUGGAGACGAUGUCGUUCCUGGCACACUCAAAAUCUUUCGCUUCCGAGAUUCAUGCUGCAUUGGGUGCAGGAUCAAGUCAGGGGCUCCUUUCUCAACUGAUACAAAAGGGCCUGAGUGAUAUUGCUCAAGAGCAUGACCAUACCGAUGACGUGUUUGGGGACGAUUGGAGAGACGCGAUCUUUUCGUUGCCGAGGACGCUCAUUGAGGUUACCGGUCACCACGGACGCUCUAGCGAGGCGGUGAUAGCUUCGAGCUUUAUCACCUCAUACCUUACCGGCUUCAGUAUUACAACCGCCAAAGCCAUGAGGGUCCACCUGCGGAUGCUUGACUUUAUCAAGACGUUCUUCCAUCACUUCAAAGAUGGUCUCGCAACUUUGUUAAGUAACAAUGCUUUUGAGGCUAUCUGCAAUCUCUUGAGCACUCUUGUGACAAGUGCUUGGGAUCUUCUCCAGGCAGGUCAAGGGAUACCGGCUCAGCAUAAGACGCGGGCUACGGACUACGAAAUCCCUUAUAUGCAUCAGCAAAUAAUCCGAUCCAUCAUUGACAUGAUCAACGACAUCAGCGGUCAUCAGGGUCAGCAGGCUGAUCGAGUGCUGCGAAGCCUGGUCGACUCUCAGGCUUUGCUCCGUGCCUUUCGGCUCAUUGUCGACCAUCUGACCGCUUUCGGUGCGCACACAUGGAGCGAAGUCAUCAAGGCCAUCUGGGGAUUUCUCCACAACGAGCCCACAAGCUAUGCAGUGAUAUCCGAAGCAGGUAUUAUUCAGAGCAUUCUAAACACAGUCAAUCCGUCACCGAACCCGUCAGAAACUCCAGCGAAUCAGAAGCGGUCAAAUUCAAUAUCGUCGAUCCCUGAAAAUCGACCACAAGGUAUUCCACCCGUGGUUGAUGCAAUUGUCAACGUCUCUCAGGUGUUCGGCGCUAUUUGUCUUACGAGUGCUGGUUUCGACCUGUUCAAAUCCUCCGGUGCUCUGGAGAAGUUCUUCGAGAUCUUCGAGUCACCUGCCCAUGUGAAGGUCCUCAACGAUGCAAGCAUGCUGGCUAUGCUUGGUUCGACAUUCGAUGAGCUCAUCAGACAUCAUCCAAACUUGCGGACUUCCGUUUUGAGUGCGGUGAUGAUAAUGCUUGGUCGCGUGCGUCAUAUUGGCAGGUCGCUCUCCGUCAACUUUGGUGCAGGAGCAAAGCUGUGGCUUGGUACGGAGGAUGAACUUGUUCCCUGCGGUGGACGCGAGGCCCUGUCGUUGGAGAUUCUACCACCAGUUUCAAGCAAUGCUGAUGAACCCAUUCCUGCCAGAAAGAUUGACCUGCCGAAUGGUGACAAAUUGAUUCUGGAGGAUGAGAUGCUUCCCCCGAGCACUGUUACCGGAAGACCGAGCGAUCAAGAUGGCAAUGGGCUGAAAGCUAGUGAUUACGUUAGACCUGCGAUUGCGUUCUUGAUGGCUUUCUUCGAGCACCAGGCUCAUUGCACUAGCUUUUUGGACCAUGGUGGCUGCGACCUUGUCUUGGACUUCAUCACAUUGCCCAGCCUGCCGGUUGCAACUCAACCCUUUGACCGACACGGUGGAAUGUUCCAAGAGCUGGCCGCAGCAGUUCACAUGAUGGCCGAGACCAAACCGCACAUUGUCCUUCCUGCACUUGUCGACCGCGCGCGUUUUGCUUGUUCAGAGCUAAAGCACUUCAGCCAAUGUCAGCCAACCGACUGGUCUUGUUAUUUUGGCCCUCUCGUGAAAGCCGCGCCAGGUACCACCGGGACAGGCAAGGGCGCUGCUCCGCAGCUGUCAGACGUGGAGUUAAAUGGAACUCGCCUAGUCAGAAGCAUGAUGGCGGUCUUUUGUCUGGCCCAGGUGCUAAGCGAGAUCUUCAACAUUCCGAUUUAUAACCAGAGACACAUGCAUAACUUCCUGUUCGGGUCAGUGAACCUAGAGGAUGUUUUAGCCGACAUUGCUCAAAUGAUGGGAGCGAUAUCAGCUGCCUGUUGUCGCGAGGAUGUUGCGCUCCAGCGCUCAAUCCCCGAAUCCUGGAUCUCGGCAACACGCCCAGAACACUUCUCGACUGGUGACGAUGAGGUUGAUAAACUUUUGAGUGUUCGCGACAUCACGUCUCGCCAUACAGGGCCUUCGACACCUGAAACUGGCGAGAAUAAAACAAUCUCUGGGUCAGACUCCGCUACACUGAGUCAGGAUCGACAAACACCAUUCUUCAAGAACGUCCAGACUCUACGCUUUCUCUUGAUCGAAACUCCUGCCGCCAUCACCGAUUUCCUGUGUCGACUUGGCCGCAACAUCGCUGGCCGGCGUCGCCCAGACACCUUCUCCAAACAGAAGACGUCCUUAGUGGCAAAUGCUCUCGCCUCCGCCUAUUUAACACAACUUCGACCAUACUUCCUCAACCCGAAACCUCCGCAAAACGGUGGCGCCGAGGAUACCGAACCCCGCUUUACUUAUCUUGUGAUCGCUCUAGAUAACGUCCGGGGAAGCUUCUACGACGACAGCAGUUCGUCGUCAGGACCCAUCGCGACACAUCCAGCCCGUCAAGGUUUUGUCGUCGAGGCGUUUCGCAAGGCUGGCGGUAUCAAAACUCUGACGGAGAUCGGCACAGAGUUUUUCGACAAAUUGAAGUCAUGCAAAGUGGAGCAUGCCAUUUUCUCUGCCAAUACGGGUCUCAAAAUCUGUCUCGAUAUCCUGGAGGUAUUCACCGACUCAAAAUGCAUCAUGGAAUCAGCACAGUCGAACAACAUGAAGACUAUAGACCCUUCGAGACAAUACUACUUUGUUCCUGCUCAAGUGUUACUCAACUUACGGAUGGAAGCACUUCCGCUCGCGCGAUUGAUAUGGGCGAGUGAAUACGCGGACCAAGCAUCCAAAGACGUUGUGCAGAAGCUGAUCUCGAUCUUGAAGCAUGUAUUCACUGGUGACCAUGAGAUGGAAGCAGUGCAGUCUGAUGGUGACCACCCUACUCUUGCACCCUUUGCGCCAAAGCGACCGGAGUUUGACCCUUCAAAGGUCAACACUUUGAAAGACAAAGGCUACAGUGAGGAUCUCGUACGCGAGGCUCUUUACCGCUCCAAUUCGCAAGCGCCAAAUAUCUACACGCCAGCUGAAGAGUACUGCCGAGCACUUUCAGCCAAUCCUCGCCGGAGGCGACUGCCAGUCCCUGAGAGAGAUAGCGACACUACGACUGCUCCUAGCCAUAUUUCUGGCGUUGUGAAUCCGCCGGCAAACUCAAAUUCAUCUUCUGGUUGGGUCUCGCUGGACACGUUUCACACUAUAUUUCCGAAUGCGCAUGAAGCGCCAGACGACAACGAGAUGGAAGACGUCACUACCUCUAGUCAAAACACUUCCGCAUCGAGACCGGCGGAUAAUGCCACGACGAGCGUCUCUUCCGCAAUGGACAUCAGUAACCUUCUCAACAGUGACACUGAGCCUGAACGCGUGGUACCACAACCUUCCGAGGCAGAUCUGCCACGGAAUUACUCCGUCCAGUCGAUCAACGAACAGAGGGCACUCAUCAGAGAGGACCUGGCUGAGCGGUGCAAUAAUAUUCUCGACAAUCACCCGAACUUGACCUUCGAGCUGUCUGACUUGAUCAUUAGUGCAACAAAGAAAUUGGGUGAAGAUCAAGCCAAUGAGUUUUGGAGAACUACCUUGGAUCUUCUGACUAGUUCACUACUAUCGAUGCAAGACGAAGAUGAUAUUAACGAAUCCCGCGGAAAGAAAAUCGCUGCCGCAGCGCACCUGGUAGCUCUCCUUAUCCAGGAUGGAGAAGUGUUCAAAGAGACACUCAAUAUAUUCCAGGACUCGUUUGAAGGCAUCCUUUCGUUUUUACAACUUCCGGCAGCAGAUGGACGGGCUGAUGAAGGCUCCUUUCCAUGGGUUGCGCCUAUCUUGUUGAUUAUUGAGAAGAUGCUGUCCAAGGACUGUGAGCCGGCAGUAGUCAAGUGGGAUAAUCCGGCGGACCUUGAUUCUGUCACAAAGGCUGUGCUGACACCGGUUGCUGUGUUCGACAUGGAUGAUAAACUGAAGCUCUUCGAAGCACUCGUGAACCUGCUCCCUCGCGUUGGCAAAGACAAAGGCAUGGCUUUGGCCAUCACUAGAGUUCUAGUUCCUCUUACACGAACUCGAGAAGUUGCCAGCAGGUUGGCUGAGAAACGGAACCUUCAGAGACUCUUCCUCAUGGUCAAGCAACUUACCAAUGGGGUGGGACAUCGCCUACAAAGUUGCUUCAUGCUCAUUCUGCGACACAUUGUCGAGGACGACGCAACCCUGAAACAAAUCAUGCGCAGUGAGAUAAAGCUUCUAUUCCACUCUCGCAGCACGGCAAGGCAACCAGACACAAACAGUUACAUUCGUGAGCUAUACCAUCUUGUCCUGCGAUCGCCAUCUGUCUUCGUCGAGACGACAAAUGAGCUUGUCAAAUUGUCUUCGUGGCAGCCGCAUGCUACAGGUGUGGCCGCUCUGGUAUUGAAGGAUACUCUAGUGUUGAAGAAGACCAGUGAGUCCAAGGCAACCGACCAAGACGAAGGUGCCCAAAGUCAACCAAACGAAGACAGCACAGUGGAUGCCACGCAGCCAGCAGCCAGCGUUGAAAACGCGCCAGAUUCCAACGAAGAGGGUAGCAAAGGCAAGGUGCCCGAAUUGAAGCCUCCGACUGUCGAGCAUCCGGAUGGAGUCAUUCACUUCAUUCUAUCCGAGUUGUUGAAUUACAAGGACGUUGAGGAUAAAGAUCCCCCUGCCCAGGUCUCGGGCACUCCAACUGUGAAUGGAACGUCAAAUCCUAACCAACACACCGCUACAGCAAGUUCGUCCGAAGGCCCUGCCAUUGACGGUUCGCAGCCGAAAUCUGAAAAGGCAAAGUUCAAGCCUGAGGAGCACCCAAUCUUUUCCUACCGCUGCUUCUUGAUGUACAAUCUGACCGAACUUCUGCACUCUUAUAACCGCGCAAAGAUUGAGUUCAUCAAUUUCUCUCGCAAGGCUGACCCAAUGGCGGUCACGCCAUCGAAGCCACGUUCUGGGAUUCUCAACUACUUCCUCACCGGACUGAUUCCAUCCUGUUAUGUGGACAAGGAAGAUUCUCUCCAAUUCAAGAAGAAAUUGCUCACAAGUGAUUGGGCUAUUCGAGUGAUUGUUGCCCUGUGUUCUAAGACAGGGGAAGCGGGUAUGACUGUUACUGCGCAACGAUACUCCACACAGCCACAAAUCGAGGACGUUGACGACGAACCAGACCUGACAUUCGUGCGCCGCUUUGUCCUCGAGCACGCCAUCAAGGCGUACAAGGAUGCCAUUUCUUCGAACGAACCACUUCAGAUGAAGUACAGUCGAUUGCUGUGUCUAGCUGACAUGUUCAAUCGUCUCUUGACAAAGCCUGCCGUCCCAGAAGGCUCUGCUGGCUCCCAGAAUACUUCCUACAAAGUCCUUUCCAGGAUGAUGUUUGAGAAGAAUCUUAUCUCAGUCUUGACCAGCUCGCUCACAGAAAUCGAUCUUGCAUACCCUGGCUCCAAGAGAGUGAUCAAGUUCAUCCUGCGCCCAUUACAGGAGCUCACCACAUUAGCAACUCAACUAAGCGUCACGUCGCCGGACCUUUUGAACUCCGUGGUGGGGAACAUGCCUGAAGACGUCAUUUCGUCUGCCUCGUCGGUAUCGGAUGUUGAUGAAGAGCGGGAAGAAACACCUGAUCUUUUCCGAAAUUCUGCGCUCGGUUUGCUGGAUCCCAAUCGGGAUCCUGGCUCGGACUCUGCGACGGAUGAAGAAGAUGAAGACGAGGAGAUGUAUGACGAUGCGUAUGAGGACGAAAUGGAGUACGAUGACGGCAUGGUCGCCGGUCCGAACGACGACGAAGCAGUCAGCGAUGAAGAAGAAGGUGAAAUGGGGCCAGACGGUGAAAUAGAGGGCCUUCCAGGUGAUGUACCAAUGGACAUCGAAUUUGUUGUGAACGAUCCUCACAUGGAUGUCGACUCAGAUGAAGAUGAAGAUGAUGAGGACGACGACGAGUCCGACGAAGACGACGAGGACGACGAGGACGAUGACGACGACGGCGAAGACUUUGAAAUUGGUGAAGACGACGAUGCCGGUGAAAUCAACGCUGACGACGAAAACAACAGUCUCAAUGAAGGACCCGGGGACGAGGAAGGCGAAUGGGAAGACGAAGACGAAGACGACGACGAUGACGGCGAUGAGGCAGAAAAUGCUGGGGAACGACAUCGCAUCGCUGGGUUUGAUCACGAUGGGUUUUCCUUCCCUGGAGGUGACCACGACCUUGAUGGCUCGAUGGGCGAUCUGUCAGAAGAUGGGUCUUCGCCAGUCAUGACGGCCGCACGUCGUAGUCGUCCUCAAAUCGAUCCCGGCGUCGUUCCACCUCCAGGAAUCACUUUUCCAGAGGAAGAGGACGAUGAUGAUGAGGACGAGGACGACGAGGACGAAGAUGAUGAAGAUGGCGACGAUAUGGACGAGAAUGACGGAUUGGAGUACGGUGACUUCGAUCACUUACUUGGUGGUGCCCGCGAGAUCAUCGAGCACACCCAUUUGACAUGGGACCAUCCGCCUCUUAUGCGGCGGCAUCGUCCACUUGCUGGCUCGGUCUGGAAUUCCCUUACUAGGCGGAUUGAAGGCCGUGAGGAUCUGAAUCCACCAGGCCGCUCGGGCCGCAUAUCGGGACACGUGAGGUCUGGCGAUGAUGGCACAAACCCGCUGUUACGAAGGCCUCAACCAGAGUCUCGACAGAGAACAGAGCACCUUGGUGCUGGCAUUUUCUUUCCGUCUGCGAUGCAGAUACCAGGGAUCCCUCCCUUCCAUCAACCUAUUCAAGCAACUCUCCACGCGGUUGAUCCACGCGGAAUAGGCGGACAUGGAGCUGUACUUGACGCCAUUUUCUCGGCUCUUCAGCGUGGCGAGAUAGGCGAAGGACAGGUUCGGCUUCGCAUUCCCGCUCCUCUUACAGAUUUCCGCGAUCCCUGGCGAUCAUCUGGGUGGGAUCCCCGCCAUCACCGUCAUGUUUCCCGCGAAGACUCCCAGCGCGGUAACAACUUUGUGCCCUCACCGACUAUGGCACGUUGGCAAGAGGAAGUACGACUUCUCUAUGGCACUACCUAUAUAGAGAAGAUCCAGAGGGUUCAAUUGUGGCUCAUGUCGGUCAUGGUUCCCUUUGCUCAGCAAGAGGAAAAAGAACUCAAACGGAAGCGAGAACAGGAGCAGAAGGCAGAACGGGAAGAAAUGGAAAGAUUGAAGGUGGAAGCAGAACGUCGCAAGAAAGAGGCUGAGGAACGUGAAGAAGAGCGUUUACGGGUUGAGGCCGAAAUCGCUGCAGCUGUCGAAGCUGAUGCCCAAGAAGAGGAUGUUGAGCAUGAAGACGGUGACACUGUUCCCAUGGAGGUCGUACAAGAUACAGAAGUAUCAAAUGCGCAAGAAGCCCCUGACAACGCGGCUUCGACGUCGACAACGACUGAAGCGCAGCCGCGUGUUUUCACUACCAUUCGAGGCCGGCAAAUCGACAUCACAGGGCUUGCGAUUGAUAUUGAGUAUUUGGAAGCCCUACCAGAAGAACUCCGCGAAGAGGUCAUCAUGCAGCAGUAUGCUACUCGCCGUGAAGAAGCUCGUCAAGAAGGGGCUAGUACGUCUGGCAUUGAUCCAGACUUCCUCAACGCUCUCCCAGAAGAGAUCCGAGAAGAGAUACGGCAACAGGAAGCCCACGCACAACGCCGACGGGAGCGUGAAGAAGCUCGCAGACAAGCUGCAGCCAACGGAGGACACGCGCAGGCGGAAGACAUGGACAACGAUAACUUCUUGGCCACCCUUGACCCUGCAUUCCGUCGUGUGAUAUUAGCAGAACAGCCCCCCGAGGUCUUGCGUCAGCUUGAUCCUCGUCACGCUGCAGAAGGUCGGGCACAUGCCAGACGUCUGUAUCAAUAUGUCCGAACUGAUGGAGACGGGCGUGACGACCGACACGGCGAAGACGCAGGUCAACGCGACGGCAAGCGGCAGAUUAUUCAGAUGGUUGAGAAGUCUGGAGUGGCAACUUUGUUGCGCCUCAUGUUCUUACCACAACAAGGCUCGCUUCGCACAAAUCUAUGGCAUGUCCUACGCAAUAUCUGCGGCAACCGACAAACUCGAUCCGAAGUCGUCAAUCUCUUACUCCUCAUUCUCAAAGAAGGUUCAACGGAUGUGUCGGCUGUUGAGCGCAGUCUAGCCAAUUUAUCCUUGAGAGCAAAAGCAACUGUUGGCCAGAAGACGCCUCAGCCACUCAAACGCACGCUCUCACUGCAGCCUGCAGGUGGCAUUAGCAAUGAGGUUACCCCUCUUGUGGUCGUGCAGCAGUGUCUUUCUGCCCUGAGACAGCUUUGCCAGAGCAAUUACCACACCCGGACUAUUUUUAUCCGGGAAAGUGAUGCCAGUCUGGCUUCCAAGAAGGGUAAAGGAAAAGCCAAGGAGGUCAAGGCAGCCAGAUAUCCGAUCAACGAUCUAAUCAGCCUCCUCGACCGCAAACUGAUCGUGGAAAGUUCGUCGUGCCUUCAAUCACUUGCUGAGCUUUUAUCGGCCGUGACUCAGCCUUUGCCGAAUCUUUUGAAGAAGGACAAGGAGAAGGUCGCCGACGAGGAGAAGCCGACUGAGCCUGAGGGCAGGACCACAGAGGAAGCAAUUUCCGCCAGUGCAUCUGCUGAAGCAGCUCAACCAGCUCGAAUAGAUGCCGAUGUUGAGAUCCAAGAUGCUCCGGCUCCUGUUGCUACCAACGAAGCGACUGAAGCUUCUGCAAGUGUGGCUGAACAACCCGAGACUGCUGAGACUGGCACGAAUGACAAUGCAGAAACUAGCAAUGACGACUUGACGACCGAAGGCGCCAAAUCAAAGAAGGCUUUCGAACCGCCCGAGGUUUCAGAACACAAUUUACAACUCGUUGUGAGCAUCUUUGUUGCUCCGGAAUGCAAUAGCGACACAUUCCACUCUACCUUGGAGACGCUGUCGAGCCUGUCAUGCAUUCCCGGUACCUCGGCCGUCUUUAGCAAGGAGUUGAUUCAUCACAUCAGAGAACUUUCGGAAUCCAUCUGCAAAGACCUAGAGGAGCUGAUUCCACAGCUCAAAGAAGCGCAGUCGAUCACUGACCUCCAUGUGCUCUCGUCGACCAAAUUCUCCCAUGGUGGUUCCGACCAAGUCAAGCUAUUGCGAGUUCUCCAGGCAUUGGACUAUCUAUCCGCGCCCAAGGCGGAGAAUGAAGAACCCGAGGGAAAUGCGGUGGCAAAGAGCAUCCUUACUUCUUCGUACGAAAGCCUUGCACUGCGACCGCUGUGGAGCAAACUGAGUGAAUGUUUAACAACGGUCCGCGAAAAGGACAACAUUACUACUUUUGCUACAAUACUGCUUCCACUCAUCGAGUCGUUGAUGGUGGUCUGUAAGAAUACCUCUCUCAAAGACUCGGUUCUGGCUCGCCAGAUCCGAGAACAGGUACCUGGAAGCCCUGCGCCGGAGGCUAUGGAUGACCUCCAAGAACUGUUUUUCAACUUCACAACCGAGCAUCGGAAGAUUCUCAACGAUAUCAUCCGCCAAUCUCCCAAGUUGAUGCAAGGAAACGGAAGCUUCAGCCUCUUGGUUAAGAACCCCAAAGUCCUCGACUUUGACAACAAGCGAGCCUACUUUACCAAGCAGAUUCACUCUAGAUUGCACCAGCAACGUCAUAUUCAACCCCCUCUACAGCUCAACGUCCGCCGCAGCCAAGUGUUCCUCGAUUCUUACAAGGCCUUGUACUACAAAUCCGCCGAGGAGAUGAAAUAUGGUAAACUCAACAUUCGUUUCAACGGCGAAGAAGGCGUUGAUGCAGGUGGUGUCACUCGAGAAUGGUUUCAAGUUCUUGCUCGAGGCAUGUUCAAUCCAGAUUGGGCCUUGUGGCAACCUGUGGCAGCCGAUCGUACCACAUUCCACCCUAACCCGCUCAGUUGGAUCAAUGGCGAACACCUUCUGUACUUCAAAUUCAUCGGACGCAUCAUUGGAAAGGCCUUGCACGAGGGCCGUGUUCUUGAUUGUCACUUCAGCCGGGCUGUUUAUAAGCGUCUUCUUGGGAAGGAACCUAAUUUGAAAGAUCUCGAGUCCAUGGAUCUUGACUACUACAAGAGUUUGGUGUGGAUUCUGGAGAACGACAUCACCGACGUCAUCACCGAAGACUUCUCUGUGGUCGAAGAGCAAUUUGGCGAGGAAAAGAUCGUGGACCUUGUUCCGAACGGCCGCAAUAUCCCCGUGACGGAGGAGAACAAGAGAGAAUACGUCAAUGCCCAAGUUCGCUAUCGCCUCACCACAUCAGUCAAGGAGCAGCUUGAGAAUUUCGUCAAAGGUUUCCAUGAUAUCAUCCCAGCAGAGCUCAUCGCCAUCUUCGACGAACAGGAACUCGAAUUGCUCAUCUCUGGACUGCCGGAGAUCGACGUGGACGAUUGGAGAGCCCAUACCGAAUACCACAACUACAAUGCCAACAGUCCUCAAGUUACAUGGUUCUGGCGCAUUGUCCGCGGUAUGAGCAACGAAGAACGGGCGAAAUUGUUACAAUUCGUCACUGGCACCAGCAAAGUUCCUCUCAACGGCUUCAAGGACCUUGAAGGCAUGCAAGGGAAUACGUUGUUCAGUAUUCACAAGGAUCCAAGUCAAUCUCGCUUACCGACGAGUCACACUUGUUUCAACCAGCUGGACUUGCCUGCUUACGAUGACUAUGAUACUCUCAAGAACAACUUGAUGACGGCAAUUAAUCUCGGCGCUGAUUAUUUCGGGAAAGCUGGUGCUAGCAAGAAGGCUGCCAAGAACCCUCUCCUCGAGAGACGUCCACGAAACUUUGGCAUCGGUCAAGAUGUGCAGCCCAAGCGCAACCUGUCGCGCAUGGUCAAAUGGCCAGAGUACAUCCGCCUCCAACGCCAGAAGAAGAUCUUGAACAUGCGCCUCAAGGUGCCACCUGCGAUCGCCCAGUUCCAGCACACCCUCGAUCGAAAUACCGCAGCACAGACCUUCAAGCUACUCAACAAGUACCGCCCUGAAACCAAGGCACAGAAGAAAGAGAGACUGCACCAGGAGGCGACCGCUGUCCAGGAGGGCAAGAAGAAGGAGGACGUGAGCAAGCAGAAACCCUACACAGUCAAAUACGGCCUCAACCACGUUGUCGGUCUUAUUGAAGCCAAGAAGGCAUCCCUCGUCCUGAUCCCCAACGACGUGGACCCUAUCGAACUUGUCGUCUUCCUCCCUGCCCUCUGCCGGAAGAUGGGCAUCCCAUACGCCAUCAUCAAGGGCAAGGCUCGCCUUGGCACCGUCGUACACAAGAAGACUGCCGCCGUGCUAGCUCUGACCGAGGUCAAGGGCGAGGACAAGUCGGAGUUGUCCAAGUUGGUCAACGCCAUCAACGAGGGCUACACCAACAAGUACGAGGAGAACAGAAGACACUGGGGUGGUGGAAUCAUGGGUGUCAAGGCUGUUGCACGGAUGGACAAGAAGAGGAAGGCUGUUGAGAGCGCCAUCAAGAUCUAA